This is a messenger RNA of Brassica napus (rape), 2653 nucleotides long. RefSeq names its product gamma-secretase subunit APH1-like. Gene Ontology annotation, biological process: protein processing; positive regulation of catalytic activity. NCBI's taxonomy places the organism in Eukaryota, Viridiplantae, Streptophyta, Magnoliopsida, Brassicales, Brassicaceae. Bases 1 to 525 code for a protein of 174 amino acids. The record is from RefSeq and is a predicted model, not a curated record. Gene Ontology annotation, molecular function: protein-macromolecule adaptor activity. The transcript has 5 exons. Gene Ontology annotation, cellular component: membrane; gamma-secretase complex; endoplasmic reticulum.
AUGUGUGGUGGCCUUAUGCUUUACUUGUUUUCUCCUCUGAGGCUUGAUGAUGUCUUGGAUUCCUUUGCGGAUCGGAUCUCAAGGCCCCGCUUGUUUCUCACUGAUAAACUUCAGAUUGCUCUUGCUGGUGGUUUAAGUCAUGGUGUGGCUCAUGCUGUCUUCUUUUGUUUGAGCCUCUUAACUCCCGCAUUUGGUCCAGCCACAUUCUAUGUCGACAUAUGUUCGAAGGUCCCAUUCUUUCUCGUCUCUGCAACCAUUGCUCUUGCAUUUGUCACGAUCCACACAUUCUCGAUGGUCAUUGCUUUCGAAGGGUAUGCAAAAGGGAACAAAGUAGAUCAAGUUAUAGUUCCAGUCAUACACCUUUUUGCUGGAAUGUUGACAUUGGUGAAUUUUGCAUCGGAAGGCUGUGUGAUCGGUGUUCCUCUUCUUUACCUUGUGGCAUCAUUGACUCUUCUGCAUUGUGGAAAGAUGGUUUGGAAAAGGCUGAUCGAAAGCCGGAACCAAAGUGGCCCGACCUUACGGUGAUCUGGCCACAUGCUCAGUCUUUUAGGCUUUAAUCCUCUCUAAUUGCGUCAAAACUUAAACGUUAUGUCCUUUUAUUCCUUUCUUAACGCAACCACGAUCCUGUAUUGUCGAAAACUUGGACAAAGUUUUAUGUAAUGAGAAAAAGAAUUCUUGCAGAAAAAUCAGUUUAUAACUUAAACAGUGAGAUAUAUAUGGUUUGUUAAUUAGAUGGAGUAAUUAGCUGAACAAUAAAUUAUGCUAAAAUCAGUCAUCCAAAUGGCCUUCCUCACUUAAUUUUAAUGUAUGUGUUUCCAAUUUCUGAAACUGGGCUGGGCUGAUAAUGACCUAUGUUGUUUUUUUUAACGCAGGAUUUUUUUAUAAAUUUUUCAAAAUUUUAUAACUUUCUAUUCGAAAAUAAAUUAUUUUAAAACUAUUUUAUUAUAACUUUUGAAUUUUGUCAUCCGACCCAGACCACUGGUCUAACUGGAUCUAUCCGAUGAUCCAUAUACAUUAUGGUUUGGAUUUAAUGAAAAAUCAAUUAUUUAUAAAUUUGAUAACCCGAUAACAACCUAAACUAUUAGCCCACGAUACGAUACUGGUUUAUCGAUUUUUAAUAGCUUUUUUUUAUAGGACUGGUUUAUCGAUAAAAGCCCAAAAAAUCUGAUAAUAUUUAAAAUAAAAUUUGAUUAUACUUGUUUUAUACUUUUUUUUAAUAUCACACAAAAUUGAAUAAACUUGUAAUUCUUUAGAUUUUGAUUAAAAAUUUAUCACAUCAUCCAAGAAAAACAAAAAAAAAUCAAUAUAGAAAGAAAAAAAGACAAAAAAAUUAUUGAUAUAUCAGUAUUAGUUUAUUUUCUUAUUAAUAACCUUUUAUAAUCUUGUUCAAAUACAUAAUGACAAUCAUUCAUUACAUAAGCAACAAAUUAAUUCACAAUGAUCAUACAUAUCAAACAACAAUAUUAAAGAAUCUCUAGUUGUUUCUCUAAUGCUAUUUUGCAACGAUCUCCAACCAUACUUCAUUUUCAUAUUUUUUGUUUAUUUUGAAGUAAAUUUUGAUUCAAUCCUAUUUCAAUUUGUGUUUCAGAAUGAAGUAAUGAAUAAUGAAAUAAACCAUUAGAGAUACAUUAAUCUAUGUUUCGAGAUGUGUUUUUGAGAUUGUUCUUUGCUAAUGAUGUGGUUUUCAUUUGGCUUUAAUUUAUGUUAUAUUGUAUAUAUAUAUGUUAUUAUAAAAUUUGUUUUAUGUCAAGUUUUGCCAUUAUUUGUGCAAUUUGGUCUCAGCAUCAGGCUCGGUUUUGGGGUGGCUACUCUUUUGUGAUCCAAGGCAUGAAAUGCACAAAAUCUGAACCUGGAAUUUUGUUUGAUCAUCACAAUACAAUGUUAUAUACUCUAGUAACCAACAUGAGUAGUAACACUAUGUUCAAUCUCAUAGAAAUCAGUAUGAGUAAGAACAUGAUCAUUUCAUAGACUCACGAUCUAGAAGAAAAUAAAGAAGCAUUGUAGAUAAAGAUUGCUUUUGAGUCAUCAUUCAACGAUUGUGUUUCUUUAUGGUGCGGAACCGAUCUACCCAUCGAGAGUAUCGUGCUGUUUUGAUUUCAAGAAGAUCAAUGGUAUCCGACGUAGCAUGGUCCGAUGAGGAAUUUUUUGCAAUGAGCUGAGCCAAACUACCCAAGGAGCUACGCUGAAAUUAUUGUGUUGUGUAAAACAUCUUCUGAUGUAAAAUCGAAGAUCAACGAGCAUAUGCUUGCAGCCAUUAUUACUACCGAUGGAUCAUUAGCACCACUUGCCCAACACCAAGACUUUCAGUAGAAGUGAAGGGAGAUGAAACCCCAUCUGUUGAAAUCGGUACGGUUCACGACGAUAGUGAUGAUUUCGAGGAGCAUCUUCACGACUAUGUUGUUGACGUUGGUUCUGAUGGUGAUGGCGUUGACAUAGGAGUAUCUCGUGAUUUUGGAGAGUACCAUCACGAUGAUGGUGAAAGUGUUCAUACUCUUGCUGUACAUGCCCCCUAUGAAGAUGACCAAGGUCCUGGACCCUCUCAGCGAAGACCCAUCGGUGACUACAUUGACAUGUUUCAGAUGAUACACACUCAUUACCCAGGACUCAUGUCCAGCCUGUGCCUUCCAGAAGAUGAUCUUCUUACGUUUGAUCA